AUGGUCGCAGUUUGGAAGCUUGAAAUAACUCACUCAGAUAAGGAAGCAAAUGUUGAAUCGGCUAUUAAUUUACUGAAUAAAACACUGGAACAGAAUGAUAUUACAUUCACAGUUUUGGAUGGACAACGCAAAACGGAGCUGAAGCUAUCAAAAGCAAGUUUGGGUGCUAUUCCGUCGACUUGGGGUCCAAUGCCAGCGCCAGCCCCGUCGUUUCGUGGUUACACCGGUGGAUCGAUGUUCGUACUGGGCUUUUUCAUGCUUCUGCUCGGGGCAGCAAUUGGAGUUGGCGUGGUUUAUUUUGUCUGGAAGCGGCAACAUCUCGGCAGUCUUGCUUAUCAAGUUUUCGAAUAA
This is a messenger RNA of Gongylonema pulchrum, 351 nucleotides long. The record is from the annotation of a GenBank genome assembly. Lineage: Eukaryota; Metazoa; Nematoda; Chromadorea; Rhabditida; Gongylonematidae.